CAGUAGACCCAAUGAUAAACUUCGCCGCAUUCAAGUGCGCAGCGCAAGAGUAAACGCGAGAGUCGGGGCGGUGGGCAGAUAAGAUAGGCAAACUUAUUUCCUGUACCGUACCUGAUUCUACAUUGUUGUCUUGCCUACUAAGUGUACAUUUACAAGUUGUUAAAUCAACGCCUGGAAAAUGCAAGCCAUCAAGUGUGUGGUUGUUGGAGAUGGUGCUGUGGGAAAGACAUGCCUGCUCAUCAGCUACACAACCAACGCCUUCCCUGGAGAGUACAUCCCCACAGUGUUUGAUAACUACUCAGCCAAUGUGAUGGUGGACAGUAAGCCAGUGAAUCUGGGACUGUGGGAUACAGCAGGACAGGAGGACUAUGACAGACUCAGACCUCUGUCCUAUCCUCAGACGGAUGUGUUCCUCAUCUGUUUCUCUCUGGUGAGCCCAGCAUCGUUUGAGAACGUCAGAGCCAAGUGGUACCCUGAGGUACGACACCACUGCCCCUCCACACCCAUCAUCCUGGUUGGCACCAAGCUGGAUCUGAGGGACGAGAAGGAAACCAUUGAGAAGCUGAAGGAGAAGAAGCUAGCGCCCAUCACCUACCCACAAGGCUUAGCACUAGCCAAAGAGAUAGACUCGGUAAAGUACCUGGAAUGCUCUGCCCUGACCCAGCGGGGGCUGAAGACGGUGUUUGACGAGGCCAUCCGAGCGGUGCUGUGCCCCCAGCCCACCAAGAUGGUGCCGACCUUUCCCACUCAUUGGGGAUUGAGGCAUAUAGCUGGAUGUACAGAACAGAUGGAUUCAUCUCAACGUUAGACCACUGUUCAGGUCUGAAAACAACCAUCAGACUUUCUGGAUCAUCACUAUAAAUGUCCUUAAUAUUUUCAAGACAAAUCCAGGAUAAGAACACAUGGAUAAGUGUUUUAGAUUCAUAUAUUGGUAUUUGUUUUUGGUUUCUGACUCAUUUUCUCGACAGUACCUCACUUCUUCUAUAUGGUUUGUUUAUGCAGUGACUGGUCCUUAUUGUACAAGAAAGACACUGAAAAAUAAAAAGACCAAACAUUACGGUGUGUAUAGUCAGAAAUGUAUUGUAAAAUUCCGAACCAAUUGCACCAUCCUUUCCAAUAACGUAAGAAACUCUCUAAAAUGAUCAUGUUGUUUACUGUAUAAAAUGUAUUUUUUAUAUUUUGACAUGAUACAGCAUUGUACUAUAUUUCUUAGGUACUGUAUUACUUCUCUCUCUAUUACAAUUUUACAUAUGAGUGUCUCAUUCUGUACUGAUCAAAACUUAUUUUCUAUUAAGUGCCUUCUUCCAUUGGGGUAGAAUUAUUGAAAUUAGCUUUUACUCUCCCCUCCAUAUUUGUAUUUUAUUUGGCUCUAUACUCCAUCAUUUUAGAUUUGAUACAGAAUGUUUCAUAUACACUGAGUAUAUCAAACAAAAGGAACACCUUCCGAAUAUUGAGUUUGCACCCCCCC
Messenger RNA from Coregonus clupeaformis (lake whitefish), 1468 nucleotides. Its product is annotated as ras-related C3 botulinum toxin substrate 2. The transcript has 7 exons. NCBI's taxonomy places the organism in Eukaryota, Metazoa, Chordata, Actinopteri, Salmoniformes, Salmonidae. Gene Ontology annotation, biological process: small GTPase-mediated signal transduction. Gene Ontology annotation, molecular function: GTP binding; GTPase activity. The record is from RefSeq and is a predicted model, not a curated record. The coding region runs from base 179 to 808 and encodes 209 amino acids.